AUGGCCAUUGCGGUCUCGUACCCCUAUCUAGCCGGUCGCAUCUCAGCCUUGUCCACUCUGACAUCAAGCGCACUGAACAAGAUCGGUGAAGAAAGGAGCUUCUCCAAGUAUGAAGUGUUGUUUUAUGACCAGAUACGGAAUUGCGAGGACGCGAUAUUGGUCGACGGCCACGGAGCCGCAAUAUUGAGCUGUGAUGCCGGACGAGACCGGUGGAACACCGUCAUGGGAACUUUCUAUCAGAACCGAACAACGAUCACACCUGGCAGGCUCUGGCUGUAUCGAUAUGAUGAGCAAAUGCAUUUUGGAUCGUCGGGCCUUUACCCGAUCAAAUUUGAAGCGCUCCCGGACGAGUCCAAAUUCCACCCUCUGGGCAUCGAGUAUCAUGAGAACAGCUCGACUCUCUUCGUCAUCAACCAUCACUUGGAUGGUUCGCGGAUCGAAGUAUUCGAUCUGAACCUGAAGUCCCAUGAUCCAAUCGCGAGACACAAAAGAACGCUCAUUCAUCCACAGCUCACCACACCAAAUUCUCUUCGGGCUCUGAACGAGCAUGAGCUCUUCGUGAGCAACGAUCACUACUUCCAGGUCCGAAUGAACCCCCUGCUGGCCAAAACCGAGACCUACGGUGCUCUUCCCUUGGGAGGCGUUGUGCAUGUGCACAUGCACAACGACGGAUCGACUUCCGUCAGACCUCUCGCUAGAGUGCCAUUCGCCAACGGCGUCGAGUUUCUCAAUGCCUCCACGCUGGCAGUGGCGUCAACCAGCGCACGUGAUGUUCGGCUAUAUAACAUCAAGUCAGACCGUAGUCUUGAACUGGUUGAGACAAUCUCUGUGUCUAUGAUGCCGGACAAUCUAUCAGUGGACAAAAAGGGUCGCCUGCUGAUCACCGGCCACCCACAUCUACCAGCUCUGGCUAGAAUGAUCUCGGAUCGGACACGGUGCCUGGACCAGAAUUCGGCUGAUGAGAGUGCGUGCUACGACAUGAGCGUCCCCAGCUGCGUGAUGGAAUGGACCGGAGAGAGUGGAAUCAAGACUGUCUACAGAACGGCUGGCGAAUUUAGUAGCAGUUCCACGGCCGUGAGGGAUGUGGGAUAUGGAAUUGGCUUGAUCACGGGUCUUUACGAGAAGGGAAUCUUGGUCUGGAAGGAAUGA
Molecule: messenger RNA, 1149 nt
Organism: Penicillium diatomitis
Lineage: Eukaryota; Fungi; Ascomycota; Eurotiomycetes; Eurotiales; Aspergillaceae
Exons: 1
Coding region: 1-1149 (382 amino acids)
Source: RefSeq, a predicted model, not a curated record